AUGACUAAGCUACUGCUGUUAGUAGUAGUGCUUUGCACUACUACUAACUACGCAUCCGCUAAGGGCUUCAGUACCACCAAACUGUCCGGAUUCAUGGCAAUUUCCCAAGAUCUGUAUUCCGGAAUAAGCGACACUGUUAAAUCUUUUAAACAAACAUCAACUAAGGCUCCUCCGGACGCAAAUAACAAGCUAAAAAAAAUCGACGAUGCGACUAAGGGACUUGGCGAGACCUCCAAGAAGUUAAAUACUUCGCUGACGAACUUUAAAGAAGCAACCGAUGUCAUAAUCGAAAACCUCGAUGAGAUCGGCGGUAAAGUCGACGACAUCCACGACGUCGCGGAGGUAAUGCUUCGCCGAUUGGACAAAGUAGUCCAGAACCUUGCAAGAAUCACCGCGGAGUUCACGAAGAUUCCCAAAGCUGUUACCAACAAGAUGGAGCAGAUGCUCAACCUUAUUCUGAAGCAGCAAGCCACUCAGCAAACCAUGGACAAUCAGCUGUUGCAAUUGUGGCAGCACACCACUAACAUAGACACUUGGUAUGAGAAAUUCCUAAUCGUCAUCAACCCGGACCGUCCACUGCAACAAGCUACUUACGACAGAUUCUACGAAAUUGUUACCACCAAAGAAAAUGAUGGUAUGGAUAAAACCAUCAAAUACAUUCAUGCGAUGUUCACUACCGGUACUGGCAAUUCUUCCAUCCACGACAAUAUCCUCGAAUUUGUCAACAUCUAUCAGAAGCAACUAGGAUUUGAAAGUAAGUGCGAUUUGCAAAGGUCAUUUCAAGAACAACUGAGAGUUAUUUACAAUAUUGUUGUCGUCAGCGAGCUUCGAGUCUUUAUGAUGAAAGUGUUUGUGCACCACCGCAAGCGAAUCGAGACCAAAAACUACAAGAACGAUUUAAAAAUAGCGGUUGAAGAAUCACUAACUCGCAUGAGUGGAUACCUGCAAGCUAUGAAAUUAGCCACCAAACGUUCAUCAGCGGAAAUUUUUCGCUGCGAUCCACCAAACCCUGUUAUCAACGAUGAUGUUUUCCGAUUGGACGGUCUCUUUGGGCUCUAUUACUUCAAUGUGCAACAGAUCAGUAGCGAUUGUGAGAUAAAGGACCUCAAGAUCAUAGACUUUCAGGGACAUGUCGAUUCCUUGGAUUUGACGCAGUCAGGCGCAUAUGUCCAAAGUUACCGUCCUAGGUAUCAAUGUCAUGGUCGGAUACAUAAAUGCUUCGAAGGUGGAAAGCGAACAUUCUGUGAGGCUAGACUAGGAACUGGAAAACGUUACGAAUGGAUGAGUAACAAGAAUACAACGUACCACGACUGCAACGGUCGUUACAUCGACACCCUCGCCAAAGCUCUAUGCGCAGACGUAAUUUGCCAAUGUUCUGAAGAAGGUCCUGAAUCAACAGCAACCCGAGCAUUUAAUUUACGCCCACAAUAUUCCGAUGUGAAAAAAAACAAAGUCGUGACAAACGUAAAACUGCGUAAGAAGGACAACGUAGUCCACAUCCAGAUACAGCAAGGAAUACUCCAAGCCGAAGGACGCGUCGACGAAGACAGCCUGGAGUGGGUGCCACUUGGAAAGUUCAUAAGAAGUGUAAGCGAGGACGAAGAAGGCUUCCAUUGGACGGACAAUGAAGAAUUAUGGCCGUUGGUUGAAGACCAGGAUUACACAUACGUCGCGCAUGACCGAGCAGAACUCAACCUUGACGACAUCCUCGUCGAAACGGGCUACAUCGUCACGGGGGUCAAAUUCGAAAGACAGAAUCUUAAUCCUAGACAAGGGCUAAACAUGAGCCCCCUUAGGUUGAAAGUACACGGAACCAAAUUCAACUACGUCGAAGGAAAGCUUUCUAUACCGACAGACGCCCAAGAAUUGAAAUUGGAUGAUCGACGAUACUUUAAGGAUAAAAUUUCCAUGGAGGGUAAAAGAGACUCAAUGCUGAGUGGAGGCAACCGAAUUGAUGCAAGACCAAAUUCAGCCGUCGAAUUUCAACCAACGAACUUCGAUACCGAUUUUGGACAAACGACCAUUCCGUACUUCGACGCACGUCCUGCUAUCAUUGUGGAUGGAGUAGCACUUGGAGGAAUUGCUCUCACCCAUCGCGGAAUUCCAGGUUAUGGAGGAUACGUUGCGCCUAAAGUAUUCUCAAUUAAUCACGCGGAGUACAUUGAAAUCGAUAUUGAUGAUAUUUCUGCUGCAGCCAGUGAGAUUGUUGAGAAUCUCCGCAACGAAGAGGAUUCUAAUUCGAUAUACAAACUCGGGCUGUUAAUGAAUGACACCAACUUGGUGGCUCGUCAUGUCAUCGGCGAUCACCUCAUCGCGCUAUCAGAGUCAAUGAAGAAAUCACUGGACCCGUUGAUUGAAGCGCAUAAUGAUUCAUGGGACUUCAACGACGUAACGACAAAACUGGUUAAUUCCUUUGGACAAUUCGAUCAAUUUUUCGAAACAUUCGUCGCACUGGUAGCUUACGACACUAGCGAAAAUUCUAUUGACAACCAGCUUAAUAGAGAUAUGGUCGAAAAUUUCGUUUCCGAAAUCAUUAAGGAAAACAAAUUGGAGAAUAUCAUCACCUCGAUUUAUGAAGCGGUGACACCAAGUGAGUCCAACAACACAUUUUCCUUCCUUAGCGACUAUCUCAAGCAAUUUGAUGAGAAUUUUAAAAAUUAUCAACGAUGUGAUUUUACCAUUCCGGUGCAAGACAGCAUCAAGAACGUCUACGAUUUGGUGGUUCUAAACGAAAUCCGGGGAUUCGCGAUGAUUCUUUUUGCUCUUAAUUAUCAACAAAUAACUUCUGAAGUCGCCAAUGAAAAUACCAUUUCGGAAAAAAUAUCGAAUUUUAUUGAGCGAGUCCACACGACACUUGGUAUAUCAAAGACGUUGACAUACAACGCUAGGAUAGAUUUACUUGCCUGCGAUCCGAAUCAACAUGUACUAGAUGAAACCUGUUUCCGAUUGGAAGAUUUGUUCACAAAGUACUUUGCAAACGAACGACAAUUGUCUGAUACAACUGACGUUAAUUUCAAGUACUUUUCCACUUACAACCGCAUUGAGUGUUUAGAUGAAACGAACAAUAAGAAUGAACUGCAACUGAAGUAUUACUGCCCUGAGCGGCAAUGCUUUGGGAAAAUACACGACUGCAGAACAGUGAAUCCAAUGUCGGCGUUCUGCGAAUCGCUAAACCCAUCCGGUCCUCGGUAUCUGUGGGCCGUGGACAAAUACAACAGCUCGGAUAUUGAGAACUGUCCUGGAGAAUUUAUUGAUACGAUGACUAAAUCUCCGUACAGGAGCUUGAUGUGCCAGUGCUCUGAAGAGGGCGCUGAGUCGGAAGCGACUCGGGCUAUCAACAUGAAUCCGCAAAUGGCGGAUAUCAACAAUAACAUGGUGGUGACAAACGUGAAAUUCUUGAAACAAGACAACAUGAUCCACCUCCAAAUCGAGCAAGGAGCUUUACUACCCGAAGCCAAAAUCGACCCAGACACUGUAGAAACAGUUCCAGUCGGCAGAUUCCGUUACUUGAAGAACACAGACAAUGGCUCAUUCGUGAUGAUCAACCCUAGUGAUCAUGAUGAUGAAAUUUACCUCAAAUACGACACUAACUAUACGUUCAUCACUCACGACCACAACGUGCUCCAUCUAGACGAAAUCAACGUCGACAGAAGCUACGUUGUCACUGGCGUCAGACUUAGAAACUCGGAAUUCAACCCUGAGAAUGGAAUCAACACCUCGCCAAUCGAGUUGCAGGUACAUGCCACUAAGUUCGAUUACCACAAGGGUGUCCUACGUCCGGAUCUAUCUAAAGGAACAGUAUGGAUGACGCCUAAGAACUUGGACAACCGUCCCGGGUACACGAGCGGAAGGCAGUUGUUGGACUUGUCGAAUAUGGAAGAUUCGAUGACUGAAGAAUUCGUCAAUGUAGUGGAUUCACUGCCCAAUCAAGAGAUCGAAUUCCAGCCUUCGGCCGUCAGUGGAAACUUGGGACAAACUACUAUUCCGUACUUCGAUGCGCGAGCACCUGCAGUAAAUAACCUCAGAGCACUGAAAGGAGUAGGAAUCAUCCAUAGAGGAGUCGAUGGAUUCGGAGGAUUUUUAGCUCCGAAGUUAAUGACUGUUGAUCAUACUGAGUAUGCCUUAGCCAAUGUAAAAGCUUCAGAUAGGAAGAAGUGGAUGAAAGAAUGGUUGAAAUAA
Cotesia congregata is the source of this 4179-nucleotide messenger RNA. The record is from the annotation of a GenBank genome assembly. Lineage: Eukaryota; Metazoa; Arthropoda; Insecta; Hymenoptera; Braconidae.